AUGAUGAAUAACGCCGGUGAGCAGCUGCGCAUGGUCGACUCGACACUGAAGCACACGACUCCGCGCAACUGCCUGUGGUACAGCCUUGUCUGCGAGGGAGACGGCUUCUGUGUGCUGCAGCGACCCUAUGUCGCCUUCACGCUCCGUGAGCGUCUUGCGGCGCACCCUGUGUGGGCGGCGCAGGAGAAGCUCUUUAUGGUCUAUCAGCUGCUAGAGGCGGUGGCGCACCUGCACGAGACCUACGGCCUCACGCACGGCGACAUCAAGCCAAACAACGUGCUCGUGCAGAGCACCGGCGUCCUGCUGCUGUGUGACAUGGCCCUUUUCAAGCCUUGCCAAAUGCCGCUGGACAGCCCGCUGCUGUUCGACUACUACUACGACACGGACGAGAACAGGGCGUGCUACGUGGCUCCCGAGAAGUUCAGCGACCAGUCGCUGCCCACGCCACCGCCGGAGAGCAAGACGCGGGGCAGUGCAACCUACAAUGUGAGCAACGUCAACUUCGAUGGCCACACGGCCUCCAUGGAUGUCUUCUCCACGGCAUGCGUUGUGCUGUUCCUUUACAAGGAGGAAGAUCCGCUGACGCUGUCGCAGGUGCUGAGCCUGCGCCACCUCGCCAACAGCGAGGAACGCGAAGCGUUUGUGGCACCCGUUCUGCGCGACGCCAAUGUGCCCGCUGCGCUGCAUCCACUGCUGCUGCCAAUGCUGUGCGCCACGGCAGAGGAACGACCGUCCGCGCGCGAGCUGGUGAACCGCGGGCUGCAAGAGUGCAUCUUCCCUGCCUCUUUCCCUUACCUUUACGAGUCCGUGCUGCCUCGCCUCCUCACCACAGCUCCAGACCCGCGGCUGGUACUUCUCCACAACCAGCUGGAGGCGGUGCUGCAGAGAUGCGAGGAGCUAGACACGACACCAGAAGGUGGCGGUAGCCCGUCGUCGACGGCUGAGAUUGAGGCAGCGGCGUCCGCUGAAGCGGUGGGCGCCAAUGCGGCCGGCUUGGCGGCGGUUGUGUCCCCAUCUCGACAGGUGGCUGUGUCUCUCCUUCUACCCCUUCUUCUUCAAACCUUGCACAGCAGCUGCACGAGCGACGAGGCGGCUUACCGCGGCUUGCUCUGCCUGCGUCGAUGCGCGUCGUACUGCAGCUUCACCUGCCUAGUGGACGCAGUGUUGCCACACGUGCUCUUCUACGUGAACAACGAUGCCCACGUCUACGGACCGUCAACGCGCCUCAUGGCACUUCGGCUGCUCAGCUCCAUCUCGGAGGUCAUCGCGCAUCACCUCACGCUUAGGUCGCCGCAGCGUGUGAGCGGCACCAUGACGACUUCACGCGAUACGGCGGCUGCGAAGCCCGGCGACACGGGAGAGGGCUCUUCUGUACCAGAGGAGCAGUGGGUGCUCAUGGAGCAUCUUGUGCUGCCGUGCCUGUACGGCAUCCUGCGGCAGGCGGAACAGGAGCCCACGGCGGUGCUGGUGGAGGUAGCCAGUCGGCUGCCACGGCUGCUGCUCUUGGCACGCUACAUCACGGAGCGGCGGCAACUCUUAUACGGGGCCGAUGCGGUGAUAACGAAGUCAACUACGGUUGAGAGUCGGUCUGGCACACACGGGCGCCGUGCCCGGCAACCGGGAGAGGCUGCGCACGAGCAGCAGAGCCACUACGACCCACUGCAUGCGCCACCGCACCACCAGGCGAGCCAGCAUCUCUGUUUGAGCAAGGGAGGUGAGGAGGACAGGGCGAAGGUGGUGGCAGCGUCAGCAACGCUAAGUCCGACGUCGAUGUCACCAAGGCCGCUGCCGCCGCCCCCCAGCAGCAGUGACGCGCUGUGCUCCAGCCCCACCGAGGCUGUCAUCCUGAGUGAGCAGAGCGUCAGCGGCGGCACGCGGGCGAGGCCGGCUCCGGCGGAGCGCCACACUGAGGCUGGCAAUUCGGCGAACGAGAUGAGCGAUGCAGAUGGAGAGAAUGCUGGCGACGUGCACGGUGCCAGCGCUGCUGGCACGCAGCAGUACCUCGCGCAGCUCCACUGUCUCCUGACGAACGGCUGGAGCAUGUUGCAGAUACUGUACAACCACCCAUGUCUCGCUGUUGUCGUGGAGGUCAUGCAGCAGUCUUCCAGCACCGUCGCCGCCUUUCUGGGUGAGGAGCGGGUGACAGAGGACCUGAUACCUCUCCUCACCACGGCCCUGGCUGCGCCGCUGCGGGUGCAGAGGCUGCUCUAUUCACAAGCCAUCCUGCUGCACGCCCUGCUCCAGCGUCCGCCAACAAAGACGCUUCGGCUGUUUGUGGAUGAAGGCCUGCGGCACGCGGACGACGUGUGCCUCAACAGAACCCUGCACAGCCUCGCAGUUGUGGUGCGCAGCCGCAGACUGCCGCUGGAGGAGACGAUGGCACUUGUCCACCAGACGCUGCCGAUGCUGGUGGAGAGCCGUCUGUGGCUGCGCGAGGCGGCGUGCGGGGUUGUUGAGGCGGCAGCACAGACCUACUCGGCGAGCGACAUUGCACUGCAUCUCGAGUACGCUGUUCGGCCGCUGCUGAUGCUUCCGGUGCCUCUGGCGCACCUGCGCCGCUACGCCGCCACGGCCAUCCGGGCUGAGCUAGCCAUGCCGUUCAUGUCCCUAGGGGGCACGGCGGGGCCAAGAUCGUGCAGCUACGUCAGCAGCGCGCCAUUGAGGGACAGAGCGUCCGUCACCGGCUCAGCAUACUUGCUAGACGAGGAUAUCUUCGGGGAUGAUGAGCCGAUAAAUCAGGUGCCGGACCGUGGCACUGGCGGCGGUGAUGGGCGACGGGAUCGCCCAGGGCAGGGGCGGGGCUUCGAGGACGAAGGAGGCAACAGAGGCACCUUCAAAGAUGUUUUGCCGGAGGUUGUGGCGGUGACGCACUCUUACGCUUCUGGGCCGGCACCGGCGCUCUUGCACGGGCUCCCGUUGACUGAGGCCUCGUCGUCAUCUGCGCCCGGAUCGAGGACGUCUCAUGAGGCGAGCGUCGCGGAGCCUGCAGCGACCGCCCAGCACAGCCGCAGCGCCACCGACACGUGCAUUGUCGCCGAUGAUGGCGGUGACUCGGAAGGCAUGGCACUUGUCUACCGGCCCACCGCGCGAGAGGUUGCGCGGAUGCAGCUCGAAAGUCGCUCUGUGUCGCUGACCCUGCCAGCUUCUUCUGCGCCGCUGUCGCCGCCUCUGUCGAGUCUGACCUCCUCCCAUGUGGUCGCCUCAUCCACGGCAGCGAGCAGUGGCGCUGUCGCCGCGGCGGCGUUGCCGGUACAGGAGUGCCAGCUCCCGACUCCGCCGCACAGCAGGGACGUAUCGCCGCUGCCCGCCACACUGCCGCCGCCCUCGGGCGUGAGUCGGUGCGGCCCUCAAGGCGGUGUUGGGCGCGUCUUGUACGGCCGAGUGACACCACCCUCCCUGGCCUCACCAGCGGCGGCGGCUGGCGCCGCGGUGACGUCAUCCUCCUCAGCACCUUGCUCGGCGUUGCGCCCCACUGCCGCUGCACUUAGCUCCGUCAGCGCUCACAUGGGGGCCAUCUACGCAGCAGCGCCUUCGCCGUCAGCCAACGGGAUCGUUAUAUCGGCUGGGGCACGAGGUGAAGCUUUUGUGUGGCAGGUCGCCGCGUCGCACACGAGCACGGCUCACGCGCGCGAGCUGUGCUUGGUGGAGCGAGUCGCGGCGGCGGCGUCUGGUGCAGGGGUGCACACCUACACGGCGUGCCAGUGGAUCAGUGCGCUAGGUCAGCGGCGAGACUUCGCGCUCGUCUCCGCGCCCGCCUCGGCUUCCGGCUCCUUGGUGGCCUUUGCGAGCACCGAUGGCGCGGUGAGAGUGCUGGACGUGGAGAAGAAUGCGUGGGUGUCAUCCAUCGUUGUCGGUGGCACUCUGGAGGGCGGGCUGACGGGGCUGGCAUUGCAGGAUCGAGCAUCACUGCUUGUGACGACGGCGGCCGGCGGCCUUCACGUUGUGGACACGCGGUGCCGAGGCAGGGACCGUGCAGACGACGAGGAGCCAGCCGUGGGUUCGACAUCCUCAGUGUGGCACACCCGACUCAAUCCACUCGACGGCCCACCGAGCUGCAUGUGCCCGCUCUACACGGGCGACAUGGCGUGCGCCGCAGCCGUCGGCACCUACGGCGGCACCGUGUGCCUAUACGACUUGCGUUAUCAGCUUUGCGCGCAGCGGGUUGCCGUUGUUGAUGACGAGGCAGGGCUACCGUCCGCGUCGGCUCUUGCUUCCAGGCGGGUGUCCAUCACGACGGCGUGCGUGGAUCCCUUGUCUGCGCUAUGUCAGAGCUGCCGUCCAUCGUCGUGGGAGCCGGAGCUUGCGGCGGGGCCGAGUUUGCUUCUCGGCACUACCGGGGGCACGGUGUACCGCCUCCUCCUCCAGAGCGCCAGCUACUGGCCUGCGUUUCAGUGCUAUCGCAACGGUAGCGGUGCCAUACGCACGAUGCUGACGCAGCCGACACACGGCUGCGUCUUCACCGGCAGCGAGGACGGGUAUAUUCGGAGCUGGUCGACCGACCGCCCAGAGACGUCACACACUCUGGUGUGCGCGCCGUACCGAUCCCCGCCAUACACCGUGGUGCGCACCAGUGCCGCGGAGCGGGCGCUUACAGCGAAUGCUGUGCGUGGCGACACAGUUGCCCCACCGAGCAGGAACGGCGGCAAGAGUCUUGCUUCCCUCACCGUGCGCGAAGGCGGCGACAUCCACCACGGCGGCUGCGCUCUUCCGCGACACGCCCCGGACGCGAUCCUCGCCUUGUGUGCUGUGCGCACGACCACCACAUCCUCUGCGUCUUGGGGCCUCAGCAACAGUGGCAGCGGUGGAGGAGGGGAGCCAUGCUAUCUGCUCUCCGGAUCCCGCGACGGCACGCUGACGCUGUGGGACAACGACCCUGGAAGUCUUUGA
This is a messenger RNA of Leishmania mexicana MHOM/GT/2001/U1103, 4887 nucleotides long. Its product is annotated as putative protein kinase. Bases 1 to 4887 code for a protein of 1628 amino acids. Lineage: Eukaryota; Euglenozoa; Kinetoplastea; Trypanosomatida; Trypanosomatidae. Gene Ontology annotation, molecular function: ATP binding; protein serine/threonine kinase activity; protein binding. The record is from RefSeq and is a predicted model, not a curated record. The transcript has a single exon. Gene Ontology annotation, biological process: protein phosphorylation; protein targeting to vacuole; autophagy of peroxisome. Gene Ontology annotation, cellular component: phosphatidylinositol 3-kinase complex, class III, type II; late endosome; nucleus-vacuole junction.